Messenger RNA from Malus domestica (apple), 3955 nucleotides. Its product is annotated as DNA (cytosine-5)-methyltransferase CMT2. Gene Ontology annotation, biological process: negative regulation of gene expression via chromosomal CpG island methylation. The record is from RefSeq and is a predicted model, not a curated record. Gene Ontology annotation, cellular component: nucleus. Gene Ontology annotation, molecular function: DNA (cytosine-5-)-methyltransferase activity; DNA binding; chromatin binding. Lineage: Eukaryota; Viridiplantae; Streptophyta; Magnoliopsida; Rosales; Rosaceae.
UGUAAAAUAUGAGUGGGUAUACCACUAUUUAUUCGUGCGCCUCCAUUGCCUCGUGAGAUGUGUCAUGCGAGAAAGAGGACAUAUAUUUUUGCCCAGCCUCUCUUCUUUGGAGUCAUCGGAAGAACGAAACUGCUUCCCACCGUUUCCUUCUUUGCGUUUCAAUAAUUUCCAUUUAUUUCACCAUUUGCCCAAAAUCCCCCAUCCCACCCCCCCCCCCCCAAAAAAAAGAAAUAAAAUGUGGGCGCCACCAAAACCCAACUCCGAUUCCAAAUCGGAAUCGAAAUCCGAAUCGGAACCGAUGGCAUUGUCGGUGCUCGUGGAAAAUGUGGCUUGUGAGGAGGAAGCAGUGCCACUGAACUCGCACGACCACGACGACCCACGACUACGGCGCAAGAUUCAGCAGCGGCGGCCCGAGUGCGUGAGAAGGUCGCCGAGACUGUCGCCGUUGCCGCCGGCGCAGAAGGAGGAGGUCGUCAAGGAUACUUCGGCAAAUGCAGCUUCCAGGAAGAUCGACGACGCCAAGCGUGCGAGUGUGAGAAGGUCUCCCAGAUUUACGUCAUCCGUCCUGGAAGAAGCUGAGAGCAGCAAGAUUAAGACUCCAUCAGUUCAGCAUAAAAGGUACAAGGGUGGAACCAUCGGAUCAAAUGAUGAUGAACAGAAAUAUACAGUAUCAAGUGUAGAAAGCUUAGCAGAGAAGUCUAUGAGGAGAUCUCUAAGGUUGAUGAAUCAGUCUGCAGUGGAAAGCUGCUGUCUGAAAGUUUCUUCGCAAGAGAGAUCUCUAAGAAAAUUCGAAUCCCCUGAAGAAGGCUGCCCCAAGGCCCUGUCAUUAAAUACUUCUAAUGUCGAAACAUCAUCAAGAGACACAGAAGUCAAGCAUCCAUCUCUUUCAUGGCACGGAGAGAGUGAUAAGAGACCUACACCCUUGAGGAGGUCUUCAAGGUUAAUGUCAGCUCCUGAAGACAAUUUUGAUGGUGAAAAGUUGGAUGAAAAGCACAUAAGAAGAUCUCCUAAGUUUUCCCCUUGUUUGGACGUGGCUAAGGAAACUUCCAAUCUAAAUUCUAGUUUCAUUGGAUUGUCUGAUUCGGAAGAUGGGUUUUCUUCCAAGAAGAUAUUGAUCUCAUUAGGAAAAUCUGAUUCAAAAAUUUUUGACGAGACACACUUGGGGCAAUCCCAAAGAAGAACCAGAUCGAUGUUUGAGGCUGAAAGAAGAGAAUCAGAAUGUGCUUUGAUUGAAUUGCCCGAGACCUAUGUGAAACAAACACCAAAGAAAAGGAAAACCUUAGAUUCAUCAAAGAACAAGCAAAACAAACAAGAGAACAUCAAAAGUGCUUCUUUCAUUGGAGAUCCAAUUCCUGAUGUUGAAGCUCAAGAAAGAUGGGGUUGGCGGUAUCGAAUGAAGAGUCAAAGAUCUAAAAGACAAAGCUUGAAGCUAAAUGAAGAUGAAGAAGAUGAGAUAAUUUUGGACGUUGAAUGUCACUUUUCUCAAGCUAAAAUUGGCGAUUGCAUCUUCGAUCUUGGAGAUUGUGCUUACAUAGAGGGUGAUGAAGGACAAAAGCAUGUGGGAAGGAUCAUAGAAUUUUUCAAGACAGCUGAUGGAGAAAAAUAUUUUAGAGUCCAGUGGUUUUAUAAAGUUGAAGAUACGGUUAUUAAAGAAGUAGGAACUUCUCAUGACAAGAGGCGUUUAUUCUAUUCUACCGUAAUGAACGAUAAUUUGAUAGAUUGCAUUAUUUCAAAAGUCAAUGUUACACAUAUAUCCCCUAAGGUAGGGUUAAAAGUGAACUCCAUUUCGCCGUCUGACUUCUACUAUGAUAUGGAAUACUGUGUGGACUAUUCCACAUUUCGCUCCUUCAUCUCUGAUAAUUCUGUGAAGAGCCACAACAUGCCAUCAUGCAAUUCAAUCCAAGCAGUUGGUACACUGUCAACUUCAAACUUACUGGAGAAUAUGCCCAGCUCUGAAACUUACAAAGCAGAAUUAGCCCUCUUAGAUCUUUUUUGUGGUUGUGGUGGAAUGUCAACUGGAUUGUGCUUUGGUGCUAAACUUUCCUGUGUUAAUCUUGUCACGAAAUGGGCCCUUGACAGUGAUAAAUCUGCCUGUGAAAGCUUGAAGUUAAAUCAUCCAGAAACGCAAGUCAGGAAUGAAACUGCUGAGGAUUUUCUACAACUGUUGAAGGAAUGGGAAAAGUUAUGCAGAAGGCAUAAGGCCAAUGAUGUCGAAAGAACUCAUCCAUUAAGAUCGAAGACCUUAAGUGUACCAAAGAAUGGUAAUGAGGUUGGUACCGGUGAAUAUGAAGUUUCGAGGAUUGUUGAUAUCUGCUUUGGUGAUCCUAAUAAGACAGGCAAGCGUGGAGUGAACCUUAAGGUGCAUUGGAAAGGUUAUGGUAGCAGUGAAGAUACAUGGGAACCAAUUGAAGGCUUAAGUAACUGCCAAGAAAGUAUACAGGAUUUUGUAAGAAAUGGGAGGAAAGUGAAAAUUUUGCCACUUCCAGGAGAUGUUGAUGUAAUUUGCGGGGGCCCUCCUUGCCAAGGAAUUAGCGGCUAUAAUCGCUAUAGAAACGUUGAUUCUCCAUUGGAUGAUGAGAGGAAUCAUCAAAUUGUAGUCUUCAUGGAUAUUGUAAACUUCUUGAAGCCAAAGUUUGUGCUGAUGGAAAAUGUUGUUGACAUUUUGAGAUUUGACAAAGCUUCUCUUGGAAGAUAUGCACUUAGUCGUUUGGUGCAUAUGAAGUACCAAGCGAGGCUGGGAAUACUUGCUGCCGGUUGUUAUGGCCUUCCACAAUUUCGGUUGCGUGUUUUCUUGUGGGGUGCUCAUGCUUGUGAGAAUCUGCCACAGUUUCCUCUUCCAACACAUGAUGUCAUAGUGAGAUACUGGCCUCCACCAGAGUUUGAGCGGAACACUGUUGCUUAUGAUGAAGAACAACCUCGUGAAUUAUUAGAAAAAGCUCUUGUUCUUCGCGAUGCCAUCUCGGAUCUUCCUUCUGUCUCAAACAAUGAAAAAAGAGAAGAAAUGCCAUUCCAAAAGCCUCCUGAAACAGAUUUCCAAAGAUAUAUAAGGUCAACACAGCAUGAGAUGAUGGGAUCUGCGUUUGAUGGCACUACGAAAGCAACAGUUUCACUAUAUGACCAUCGGACUUACCACUUAAACGAAGAUGAUUACUUACGAGUUUGUCAGAUUCCAAAAAGAAAGGGAGCAAAUUUCCGGGAUCUACCUGGUGUUGUUGUUGGAAGUGACAAUGUGGCUCGGAGAGAGUCAACUGAAAAGCAUUCUCUGUUGCCAUCUGGAAGGCCAUUAGUACCAGACUAUUGCUUUACUUAUGAACAAGGCAAAUCGAAAAGACCGUUUGCGAGGUUAUGGUGGGAUGAGACAGUGCCCACUGUGCUUACUUUCCCAAGUUGUCACAACCAGGUAGUAUUACAUCCGGAGCAGGACCGAAUUCUCACUGUACGUGAAUCUGCAAGAUUGCAAGGCUUUCCUGAUUAUUAUAGGUUCUGUGGGACAGUUAAAGAGAGGUAUUGUCAGAUUGGAAAUGCAGUUCCAGUUUCGGUUGCACGAGCUUUAGGAUAUGCGUUGGGAUUGGCAGUUCGAAAACUCAGUGGAAAUGAUCCACUCAUGACUCUCCCCAAUAAGUUUUCUCAUUCAAACUUCUUCCAAUUCACAAAAAAUUUGCCUCUCGAGACCGAAGAGUAAUGAUUCUCCCCCUCACCGGUAAUUCAACUUGAAAGUCUUUGUAUCUGGGUCUAUAUGCAUAUCCCUGGUGGGGGAUUCAUAAGAUUUAACCAUUUUUUCAACCGGACUGUCCAAUUCUUUCCCCUUUUUGGCACUUGCCCUGUCGUCUUGGACGGUCGAUUCUGUCAAAAUCUAAUCCCAACUGGUGCUUUAUUUCGCGCUCCUUGUUGUAUUGACUAAUUCUCAAACUUGUAACUGGUUCAUUAUUUUCAUUCAGUGAAUGUUUAUCUUCAA